Messenger RNA from Patiria miniata (bat star), 2385 nucleotides. RefSeq names its product beta-1,3-galactosyltransferase 1-like. Lineage: Eukaryota; Metazoa; Echinodermata; Asteroidea; Valvatida; Asterinidae. The record is from RefSeq and is a predicted model, not a curated record. The coding region runs from base 482 to 1735 and encodes 417 amino acids. Gene Ontology annotation, molecular function: hexosyltransferase activity. The transcript has a single exon. Gene Ontology annotation, cellular component: membrane.
GCAAGGAACAGAUCUUAGUGCGCGCUAGUGGCGCUACCGCCAUGCGCCGCAGCGACUGCGCGAACAGAGAUUAAAAUAAUUGCAUGCCACUCUCAAGGCCAUGCCAGCCAACAAUGCGGUCGGAGGUCAACGCAUUAUCCAGACAGCGUGACAAUAUGAGGCGACUCAUUUCACAACCCGUUCUGUGUUUUGAGCCAUCACGGAUAUCCUUUCGUCAACUCUGUGUGUUUGUCCGAUAUUGGGCCAGAUCAUCGCUUACAGACAUAUUAAACAUGAGAGACUCUCGGACUGGAUGGUAUCUUGUGUUCCUGUGACGAACUGCGAGCACACAUUCAGUGGUUGUUCAUGUCGUUUGCGUGGGAUGUCAUGGUAGUCAAAACCAUGAUGCUCAAAUACAAUUUGGUGAGAGUGCGCUCAGUACUGUGGCCUGAGUGGAUUAUUACGCUGUCCAGUUGAAAGAAGUGGACUGGACGACAACGCAAUGAAUGGAAGGAAAUGGAGAAAGAAGCUCAGACGAAAGCUUGCGUUGGUGAUCUUCACGAUCACAGUGGGUUGCUGUCUGUACAUGAUUCCUAGUUCACCUAGGACUCCGAGUAGGAGCUUGGAAUCUCCGGAGACCGAGGAAUCGCUUACCGACACUGACAGUGAUGAUACUCAGCCUAGCCACCACCAGCCACUCUACAGCGAUGAUAUUAUCAAUCCUCACCCUUACAAAUUCACCAUAGCUAACCCUACUCAUUGUGAAUACAUGAACGACUCGGAUGGCGGCCAGCUAUUCCUGUUGAUCCUCGUCAAAAGUGCGCCGGGUGAUGUCUACGAUCGCCAGCAGAUCCGCCGGACAUGGGGCGGUACGCAAACGGUUUCUGGCAGGCUGACCAGCACUCUGUUUCUACUCGGGCUGAACCGGGACCCGGAGCUUAAUCGCUCGGUCCGUGAGGAGAGUGAGCGCUACAAUGACAUCGUCCAGGAGAAUUUCUUAGACGCUUACCAGAACCUGACCAUCAAGAACAUCAUGGGGAUGAAGUGGGUGGCAACGUACUGCCCCAACGCUACCUACGUUGCCAGUGCCGACGCAGAUGUCAUGCUAAAUACAUUCAAUCUAGUCAGGCGGCUGCUGGACAAACCACGCCAUCGCUACGCCGAGGGAAGUCUGCGGAAAAACUCGGAGCCGGUCCGGAAGCCACAUCAGCACAACCACAAGUGGCUGACGUCCAAAGAGCUCUAUCCGGAGGCCACCUACGCGCCUUUCUUCCCGGGCUCCUGCUUCGUGAUGUCCGGAGACGUAGCGGCCGACAUUUACUACGAAUCACCACACGUGCGCUUCCUGCCAUGGGACGAUGUCUUCAUCGGACUGGUCAUGAAACGGAUUGGAAUCGAACCCUGGCACGGCAAAGGGUACGAACAGUACGUCCGUUUGAACAGUAAUAAGGCAAUCACCAGGGCUCUUAUGCGGGGGAUUUGUGUUCUCAUACGACAUCAGCUGGAUGGCGUGGAUGAGAAAUUAGUGGAAUUAUGGAAAGCGGCUGUGGCAAAGUCACAGAUAAAGUAUCAGUCAAAACCUACCUCAGUGCUACAAACUGUCUUGCUUUUCACAGCCAUCAGCAUGUUUUUAGUACUAUUAUUCAGUCUGGUUGUGGCCAUAAUGCUGCUUACUUCCAGCGACGGCAAACACUCCAACUCAUCCCAUAAAAGGUCAAUACGUAAAUCCAUGAAGCCCCGCCCUCUGACAUAUUGACCAAUCACUGCCCAGGAUUAUGAAUUUAGCUCUACAUUCAACCUAUAGAAUAAUUAUUGAACAGUCACAAAGGGCAUCAGUCAGUGAUUGCUUAAAAAUACUGCAUGCUAUGGAACACAUUGAAAAGAUUAUUUUGUGGAUCGACAUGUUUAAAGACACUACCCUCUACCCAUCUAUCACGAAUGACCAUUAAUGGGGAUUUCGAUGUUUUAGCAUGCAAGCAUAUUCCCCGACUUUGAAAAAGUUUUUACAUGGUUUGAUAAAAAAAAAUAGGAAACUUACAGAUUUUUCAAGCACUGCCCUUGGUCGAGAAAGGUAUUGUCCGCCAAAUAUUCAGAUGGGGUUUGGUUAUAUGCAACUGCUUCUUUUCUACUUCACAUUGUAUUUUAACGUAGCCUACAGGGCCUAUUCGUCCGCAAAAUGAUAUUUUACAAAUACUUGUGUUCGGACAAUUUUGGAGGUAACGUUAUAUAACUAUAUUAUCGAUUACACACUUUGUUAAGAUAGAGAACUAAAGUGGCUUCCUCAAAUUCGCUUUUGUAAAAAGAAAAUCCGUGACACUUUGUCAAACUUUUUAUAAUGCUAAUUAUUUAUAGUUUUGUCCAUUUUGGCUGAUGUAAUUAAACAUACUGACUUAUUUUUUUAAUAUA